GCCACUGUGGCCACUGGGAGGGGCCCUGCCCCCCCAGCUCUCACCGGCUGCCCCUAGGAGUCCACGGGGUGGCCGGGCUUCCCAUCAGGCCUGGCAGGAUCAGGAUGCUGCUCCCUCUCCUCCACCUGAGCCCCACCCAAUGCCCCCGCCCACCCGCAAGUCCAGUCUGACUGGAGACAGCCGGAUGCCCGCUGACCCUGGACCCGAGGUGGGCAGUGGCUGGCCGGGCCUCCUCAUGUCCUGCCUGAAGGGCCCCCAUGUCAUCCUCAAGAUGGAGGCAAUGAAGAUUGUCCACCCUGAGAAGUUCCCUGAGCUAUCGACGGCUGCCCCCUGCUUCCCGCCUGCUCCCCGGCCUACCCCCACUCUGGCACCCAAGCGUGCCUGGCCCUCAGACACAGAGAUCAUUGUCAACCAGGCAUGUGGGGGGGACAUGCCUGCCUUGGAAGGGGCGCCCCACACCCCACCCCUGCCAAGGCGGCCCCGCAAGGGUAGUGCAGAGCUGGGCUUCCCCCGCGUGGCACCAGCAGACGAGGUCAUUGUGAAUCAGUACGUGAUUCGGCCUGGCCCUGCAGCAUCGGCGACUUCGUCCAUGACAGUGGCAGCAGGUGAGCCCCUGGAGUGCCCCACCUGUGGGCACACAUACAACGUCACCCAGCGGCGGCCCCGUGUACUGUCUUGCCUUCACUCCGUGUGCGAGCAGUGCCUGCAGAUUCUCUACGAGUCUUGCCCCAAGUACAAGUUCAUCUCCUGUCCCACCUGCCGCCGUGAGACUGUGCUCUUCACUGACUAUGGCCUGGCUGCACUGGCUGUCAACACGUCCAUCUUGAGCCGCCUGCCCCCCGAGGCGCUGACUGCCCCAUCCGGUGGCCAGUGGGGGGGCGAGCCUGAGGGCAGCUGCUACCAGACUUUUCGGCAGUACUGUGGGGCAGCGUGCACCUGCCACGUGAGGAACCCACUGUCCGCCUGUUCCAUCAUGUAGCGCCUGCCUGCCCACCACUGCCUGCUGGUACUCGUUCACCGCUUCUUCAGGGACCCGGCCCUGCUCUGUUGCCCACUGACCCUUCCUCGCCCAUCAUGGCUUCUGGCCCUACCCCGCGUGGAAUUGUUGCUGCAGCCAAUUCUGCCAUUAAAACUCUUUGCCAAAGUCUGCA
Molecule: messenger RNA, 1151 nt
Organism: Galeopterus variegatus (Sunda flying lemur)
Lineage: Eukaryota; Metazoa; Chordata; Mammalia; Dermoptera; Cynocephalidae
Gene: RNF208
Product: ring finger protein 208
Exons: 1
Coding region: 140-979 (279 amino acids)
Biological process (GO): protein ubiquitination
Molecular function (GO): ubiquitin protein ligase activity
Source: RefSeq, a predicted model, not a curated record